This is a messenger RNA of Rotaria sp. Silwood2, 3492 nucleotides long. NCBI's taxonomy places the organism in Eukaryota, Metazoa, Rotifera, Eurotatoria, Philodinida, Philodinidae. The record is from the annotation of a GenBank genome assembly.
AUCCGACCAAUUUUGGGCAUCUCGACAACAUGCGUCGCGGAUGUUAAUGAAUAUGCACUUUCUAUCAGCAUUGAAAGUUUAUCGAUAUUCCAAUUAUAUGGUAGCAGAUAGUCGAUAAGUAACGAGUUAUAUAUUAGUCCUAGAGCUAUUUAAAACUGUCCCUCUUAUAUUACAACUGAUAAAUUAUGGAUAGCAUCGCUAAAUCGUAGUGAAUGACCUAUGAAUAUGCUCUUUACAUAGUACCACCUAUAGAUAGCUCCAAUAUGCUAACUAUUGAGAGUUGUAGGUACUUUUAUAAAUGUUUAUUUAGUUUUAUAAAUUUCUAAAAAAAGUUUUAUUUCAUAGGAAAAUGUAUAGUUUAACUUUAAAAAGUUUAGAGUUAAAGUGCAAGCUCUACUUCCACUACGGUAUAAUUGUACACAAACUGUGCUGCAGCUGUAGUAUGAGUAGAUUCUAGCUAUACUCCAACUGUACUCCAGCUGUACUCCACCCGUACUCCAGCUGUACUCCAAUUUGUUUUUGAAGUAGAGUGAGUCUCGCUUUUUCCCCUUUGAGUGCUUCGUACCGCAUUAAAUCUUGCUAUGUGAAAGACAAGAAACAUUUUCUAUUGAUAGUAAUAAUGAAGAGUUUGCUUCUGGUUCAUAGAAAUAUCAUCACAAUAAGCAUUAGGAAUUUAAUUUAAUGAUCAUGCUUCAAUCAUUUAUCAUAGAGAAUUUCGACACUAUAAUAUGAAAAGAGGAAUACCCGAAAAGUAACGUUAGAAAGUGAAUAUGAGUUUGAAGGAAAAAGCACAGAUGAAAAAUUGAUUGAUCUAAGAAGUCUGUCGAUUACAGUAAAAGGUCUUUAAAAGAUAGAUUGCUUUGGCAUAGAAAAUGAUACUCUUCAACUUACAGUUGAGCAGAAAAAGGGAAAAAAUGAGAUUUGAUUAUAUGAAUGAGAUUGAACAAUAUUAUGGACACUGGUAUGAAAUAUUUUAUAAUAGUUUAGAAUCCUUCAUCUGCUCAAAUAAUCAGAUUCGACACAUGCAGAGAAGACACCUUAAAAAACUUAAUAUAUCUGAAAAAUGUUUCCCAAGAGAGCUAAAAAUAUCGACUGAUCUUCACCUAAAUUACAUGGCACUUUUGCAAAUUUAAACACUUUUUAAAAUAUUUCAAUAGUACGCAUAAUCAUCAUAGAAAAGAGGAUAUUGACUUGAGUUUUUAUUGCAAAGAAAUGGUAGCGAGGAAGAAAGUUUCAAUCCCGAACCACGAUUAUUCAUGAAGAUAUGAUCGAUGAUCAUAAAAUAAAAGAAUUAUAAUAUUGAAUUAAUGACUUAUAAAACAAUGAUAUUCGUUUUUAUCAGAGAUUAGAUAGUUGUGGUAGAGUAAAAGAUCUUGAAGAUGAAAGUGUUUGUUCUCGUUUAAGAAAAGGAUAGAUGACUUUGGCUCAUCAUUAACAAAAUUAGAUGACGUACAAAAUGCUGCUGAUUUUAUCGUUGUUUGGGUUUAUUCUGAUGACGCUCCGAAUGAAUUAAAAAACGUUGUUGAUCAUUCAGAGAAAUUUGAUUCAAAUAGUGAUGCUCUCAAACAUAUACAACGUUAUAAAAGUGAACGAAAAAUUCUUCUUAUAUUGACAGAUUUCGAAUCCCUACCAGAUUAUAAAAAUUUGAUUCAAAUUCAAUCGAUUUAUGUUUUCGAAAAAACACAUGAAAACAUUCAGUUUGAAAAAAAAGAUCAUCCAAAAUUAGUUGGUAUAUUCAAAAAUAUCGAUCAAUUGAUAGAUCGAUUACAUAAAGAUGUAAUAUUAGCACGUAGUGACUUACCAAUAAGUUUUUCUUCUUUAAAUGAAAUAAAAAUUGAACACUCUUUAACGAAUUUACUUGGAAAUACAUUGCAAUUCUUGUGGAAUCAGUGGAUUUUUUAUUAUAUGGUAAAACCUUCAACGAUGGAUAUGGACAAAUUACGGGAAGAUAUGUUAAGCCAAUGUCGAUUGGAAUACGAACAUGAUCAAAGAGAAAUCGAAAAGAUCAAUGAUUUUGGUCGAAAUUGUUCAGAUGACAAUAUAUUACAAUGGUAUACGAGAGACUCGUUUUUAUAUCGACUUUUAAAUAAAGCAUUUCGUACACGAAAUAUUGAAUUAAUUUGUAAAUUUCAAUAUUAUAUUAUUUUGUUAUAUAAAAAAUUUCAAGAUUUAUCAAAACAACAACAACAAAGUCCUUCAGUUGUUUAUCGCGGACAAAGUCUUAAUAAACAUACCAUUACGACGUUGAAAUCGAACGUUGGACAUUUGAUUUCAAUAAAUACAAUUAUGUCAACAUCAUGUGAUGAAGAAGUCGCUCGUUCUUUUAUUUUUGGAGCUACACAUGGUGUUAUUUUUAAAAUUAAUAUACAAAAUCAAACUUCUUAUGUAUCCAAACAAUUUAUUGAUAUAUCUCAUUUUAGUUCGAUGUCAGAAGAAAAAGAAAUUUUAUUCUUUGCUGGAACUAUCUUCUCUAUUGAUUCUGUUAAACAAGAAAAUGUAUCAACAUGGUUUAUUGAACUUACAUUAAAAGACGAAGUAUUGAAACACAUUGAAAAACUGACUUCAGAAUUUGGAUUGUUCAUCGAGUUUCCCUUGAUGAAGUGUCAUUCAUUUAUAGAAACGGAUGACUUUAAUAUGAUCGAUCGAUAUUAUUCAAUGUUAACAGGACAAAUAUUUUCAUUAAAGAAUAACACUACAACUAUGAUAUACCUUUAUAUUGCUUUUUCAUUUAGUAAUCUAGGUUUCUUUGAGCGAGCUAUUCAGUUUUAUGAGCAAGCAAUGUCCGUAGGAAAGUUUUCCAUUGACAGUCCUGAAUCGAAAGUUCUUCAUAUAAUCAUUGGUUAUCUUUAUUCUCAUUUAUCUAAAUACGAUGAAGCCUUUAUUCAUUAUGGUAUUGUUUUGUCACUCUUAACUGAAACUGAUUUAUUAACAAGUGAACUGUAUAAUCAUAUUGGUGAUGUUCACAAUAAAGUUAAAAAUGAUGACAUUGCAUUAUCAUGUUAUAAAGAAUCAUUGAAAAUUGCAAAUUAUCAAGAUAUUCCUUCUUUACCAAAUAUUUAUCAAAAUAUCAUCGGUAUACUUAGCAAAAAGAGAAAUUUUGAAGACGCUUUUGUCUACAAAGAACAAGAAAAACAUAUCGAUCAAAGCCAGUAUCAUAUAUCAACAGAAACAUUAGAUGAUCCGAAAUUAUUAAAAUGUAGAAGUCAAUUAGAGAAUCUUAGUAACCUUACACCAAGACAACGUGCUGAUUUAUUAUAUAAAAUCGGUUUAUGUCUUAUAAAAAAAGGUGAUUUUCAUGAAACCUUGAAGAAUCUUUUAGAGGCAAAAGAAUUAUUUCUCGAAGAAUCACCAUCAUGGGGUUUGUUUCUUCGAAGGCUGCCAAGGCUAUUUGAUAAUAUUGCACUCCUUUAUUUAUUUCUUAACGAUCAUUUAAAAGCGUUAAUAAUGUGGAAGAAAACUCUUGAUAUACGUAGUCCUUUUGGUUCAUAUUAA